Acanthopagrus latus (yellowfin seabream) is the source of this 2564-nucleotide messenger RNA. RefSeq names its product solute carrier family 37 member 4b (gene slc37a4b). Bases 1 to 1353 code for a protein of 450 amino acids. NCBI's taxonomy places the organism in Eukaryota, Metazoa, Chordata, Actinopteri, Spariformes, Sparidae. Gene Ontology annotation, cellular component: endoplasmic reticulum membrane. The record is from RefSeq and is a predicted model, not a curated record. Gene Ontology annotation, biological process: phosphate ion transmembrane transport; glucose-6-phosphate transport. The transcript has 9 exons. Gene Ontology annotation, molecular function: glucose 6-phosphate:phosphate antiporter activity.
AUGGGGGCCACAGGCUAUGGCUACUAUCGUGCAGCUAUCUUCUUCUGCAUGUUCAUUGGCUACUCACUCUACUUCUUUAACAGGAAGACCUUCUCCUUUGUCAUGCCCUCUGUGAUGGAGGAGAUUGAACUGGACAAGGAUGACUUGGGUAUGAUCACCAGCAGCCAGACGAUGGCCUAUGCCAUCAGUAAGUUCAUCAGCGGUGUGCUGUCGGAUCAGAUCAGCGCCCGCUGGCUUUUCUCCAUUGGCCUCUUUUUGGUGGGGGGCAUCAACAUAGCCUUCUCCUGGUCCUCCACUGUGUCCAUGUUCUCACUGCUCUGGUUCAUCAAUGGCCUGGGACAAGGCUGUGGCUGGCCCCCAUGUGGGAAGGUGCUGCGCAAGUGGUUCGAGCCCUCCCAGUUUGGAACAUGGUGGUCUGUGCUGUCCUGCAGUAUGAACAUAGCCGGGAGUCUGGGUCCAAUCCUGGUCACUGUGCUCCUGCAGUAUUACGACUGGAGGACUAUCAUGACCAUGUCGGGCAUCGUCUGUGCCGCCUUCUCGUUUGUAUGUUUGGUGUUUGUAAGGAACGAGCCAAAGGAUGUUGGCCUGCCCAGCAUCGAGGCAGCAGCCAAGAAGGGGGCCAAGGGAGGCAACAGUGAGAGCACCCUGAGUGAGUUCCUCCUCUCUCCUUUCCUGUGGGUGCUGUCUCUGGGCUACUUGGUGGUGUUUGGGGUGAAGACAGCUGCCACUGACUGGGGACAGCUGUUCCUCAUGCAGGAGAAAGGCCAGACUGCUCUCAUGGGUAGUACAUACAUGAGUGCCUUGGAGGUCGGCGGUUUUGUGGGCAGCCUCGCAUCAGGUUUCAUCACUGACAGAGCUGUAGCUCGGAAAGGAUUGAGCACCCACGGCAACCCUCGCCACGGUCUGCUCAUUCUCAUGAUGGCCGGAAUGUAUGUGUCCAUGUACCUCUUCAGAGUCACCAUCACACCUGAAAUUCCAGUGGAGGCUCCUCUUUGGGUCCAGGUCAUUCAUCCCGUCUCUGUCCUCAUUGGCGUGUCAGAAAAAGAGAUCUGGAUCCUCUUCCUUGGUGCUAUGUUUGGAUUUUCUUCUUACGGACCAAUUUCCUUGUUUGGGGUGAUAGCCAGCGAAAGUGCUCCUUCAAAUUUCUGUGGAACGUCUCACGCUGUUGUAGCCCUGAUGGCUAAUGUGGGGGCUUUUAUGGCAGGUCUUCCCUUCAGCACCAUUGCCAAAAGACACAGCUGGGACAUGGCUUUCUGGAUAGCUGAAGUGACAAUGGGCGUCGCCACCAUUGGCUUCUUCCUGGUACGCAACAUGCGCACCAAAAUGGGACGGAUCGACAAGAAAAUUGACUAGUGUAUCUUCCUGAAAUGAGCCAAACUGUUGAAGUCCUGUUAUGUGACAAGAUGAACAGUGUUUUUGAACCAUCACAACACCUCUGUAUACAAAACACUGCACAUUAUUACAACUCCAGUUAGACCAAAACAAACCCAGUCACGCAGAAUGAUCCCAGACGUUUCCUUUUGUAGAUGCUCAGGUUGAAUGUGACUCAUUCACCAUCACAUACUUUAGUCACACAUGCUAUACUGUGUUUGUCCAAACAUUCACCAGCACAGAGAUAAAUUAGAUGAUAACUGUUCAUCACAAGCUAAUACUUAAGCGCUUCCACUUGAUCCUAAAGGCUGACUUCAUGUUGACACAUUUAAUUUGCCUUUUUACGACAGCUGGAUGCUAAAAAGGACCUGGAACAUGAAAAUAUGUGAAAGGUGGGAUGAUUUUUGUCAGGAAACGUUAAUGUGUGCCGUUCAUUGCAUACAUUGCCUUCAAUGGAGGUCAAUUUCUCUGAGUGGCCACAACAUUAACUAACAGGUGACAUGAAUGACAGAUUAUCUUGUUACAGUGCAGCGUUCUGCCUGGAAACCUGCAGGGAGUGCUGUUGCCUUGAAAGGGAACACUUCUUUUUCGGGAGGGGGGCGGGGUGCAUAACUUUACAGUAGAACUUUGCAUUGUAACAAGAUGGUUAAUGUUAUUCACUUCACCUGCCCUGUCCUUUUAAUGUUGUGACUGAUCAGCGUAUAUUUAACUUAUUGAAUGUGCACUAACGGGCCUGUAUGUUCUAGGCUAGUUCUAGUCUAGGAAUUUGCACAGAUGUGGUAGCUCGUGUCAUUUCACUAAUACCUCAAGUAUUUGUUAUAAUGUCAAAAGGCUCAUCAUGUCAAAAAUGUAGUAAUCAGAGAUCGCGUUAUUUUUAUACACAGUUCUAUGCGACACGAUAGAGAGUAUAACUGAUGCAGACCUCUUCAGCCACGUCAGCUUUUGUGAUCUGACAUGUUUUUAAGGAUCAACAACAGACCUUGCUAUGGGGGUUUUGUCACUACUGCCAAUGUAGCUGUGUACAGCGAUUAUGAUACUGGAUUUUACUGUAAACUUUCUCAUCUCUAAAAUCUGUGAGUUUUGUCAACUCCAAUAUGUCUACAAUCAGAACAUAUGUUGGCAUAUUUUACUGGAAUUGCAUAAUAGACCUGAAAUGGUUAAAGACAUCUAAUAAAUGUGAAGAUUACUUUGUU